CUUACUGGCGACUUAGAUAAAAAAUGUUAUAGUCCAAAAAUAACUAAGUAAAAAUGUACAAAAGCGUUUGCUGGACAUUGUUCUACAGAAAUGGGCGUGUAGUUAAACCCUCGACGCUACGACGUUCACUCUGCACAACUAAGACCCUCAGCUGCAGUUCUGGUGCAACUGAAGAGCCGCAGACACAGGAUGAAGUAAUGCGAGAGUUUUCCAAAAUACCUGUGCAACGCAUCCGAAACUUUAGCAUCAUAGCUCACGUAGACCAUGGUAAAAGUACACUAGCUGAUCGUCUGCUUGAGCUAACAGGCGCUAUAUCGCAAAACACGGGUCAGCACCAAGUGCUGGAUAGCUUGCAGGUGGAGCGUGAGCGCGGCAUAACUGUAAAAGCUCAAACAGCGUCCAUAUUUCACAAGUACAAGGGUAAACUGUAUUUGCUCAAUCUGAUAGACACUCCCGGCCACGUUGAUUUCUCCAACGAGGUCUCCCGCUCGUUGGCAGCUUGUGAUGGAGUCAUAUUGCUCGUAGAUGCCUGCCAUGGUGUCCAGGCCCAGACUGUUGCCAAUUACCACUUGGCUAAGCAGCGGGAGCUGGCCGUUGUGCCAGUGCUUAAUAAAAUUGAUAUUAAACAUGCGAAUCCCGACCGGGUGUGCAAGGACCUCCAAUCGCUGUUUGGGAUUGAUCCAGCUACCAUACUUAAAAUCUCUGCCAAACUGGGCACUGGAGUACCUGAGGUGUUAGAUCGGGUUAUUGAAGCCAUACCAGCACCUAAAGUGAAACGUGACAGUCAGUUUCGCGCGCUAAUAUUUGAUAGUUGGUUUGACAAAUAUCGCGGUGCUCUUAAUUUAAUUUACGUGCUUAAUGGAACACUUGCACAAGGACAGGAUAUACAGUCGCUGGCCACGAAGAAGUUUUACCCUGUCAAAAGCAUAUCGGUGCUGCGUCCUGCUGAAUGCCAUGUCUCCUCUUUAGCUGCCGGUCAAGUGGGCCUCAUUGCCUGCAACAUGCGCAGCAGCAAGGAGUCUAUUAUCGGGGAUACUAUUCAUCUGAAAAACGAGCAGGCCACAGCCGCCGGCAGCUAUAAGCCACAACAGCCGCUAGUCUUUGCAGGCGUCUUUCCUGUGGAUCAGUCCAAACAUGUAUCACUGCGAAGCGCCAUUGAGAAAAUGGUCCUAAACGACUCGGCAGUUACCGUUAAAGUUGACUCUAGUCCAGCGCUCGGACAGGGCUGGCGUUUGGGUUUCCUGGGUCUGCUGCACAUGGAGGUAUUCUGCCAGCGUCUGGAGCAGGAACAUGGAGCCGAGCCCAUCAUAACAGCACCAUCAGUCACGUAUCACGUGGUUUUGAGCAAUCCAAAGAUGAUUAAACAAUCUGGUAAAGAUACACUCGAAAUUUCCAAUGCAGCUCUCUUUCCCGACCCUAUAAACAUAAAGGAGUACUACGAGCCACUCGUUCUGGGCACAAUAAUAACGCCCACAGAGUACGUGGGUCAAAUUAUUGGUGUCUGUGUAGAGCGGAGGGGCGUGCAGCAAAGCUCCAUAAACAUCGACGACUCACGCAUUCUGAUGAAAUACAUUUUACCCCUGAGCGAGAUUAUUCUAGACUUUCACGAUCGGCUGAAGUCCCUCAGCUCGGGCUAUGCUAGUUUCAGCUAUGAAGACUACGGCUACCAUGAGACUGAUUUGGUGCGCCUGGACAUUCAUCUAAACGGGCGGCCCGUGGAGGAGCUGUGUCGCAUUGUGCACACCUCAAAGGCGACAGGAGUGGCCCGCGACAUGGUCCACAAACUGAAAGAUCUGAUUCCCAAGCAGAUGGUGCAGAUCGCCAUACAGGCGUGUGUGGGCAGCAAGGUGCUAGCACGUGAAACGAUCAAAGCCUACCGCAAGGAUGUCACAGCCAAGCUGUAUGGUGGAGAUGUGACGCGUCGUAUGAAGCUGUUGCGUCAGCAAGCGGAGGGAAAGAAGAAAAUGCGCAUGUUUGCCAAUGUUCGAGUUCCGCACGAGACUUUCAUUAAUGUGCUGAAGCGUUGAGCUUCCGAUGCAUGUUGAGUGACCGAUCAGACAAGACAUACAAAAUAUUUAGAUAUUCGGAACUAAUUUAGCGUAUUAUGUUUUUGACUUUCAAUAAAAUUUGUGGAACUACAACGCUGUCAACAUAAUCGAUGCCUUUAUUCUCAUCAGCGGUGGUUGCCAGCAAUCGGCCGGUGGAUCCAUAUUUUUGCACUUUUCCUA
Scaptodrosophila lebanonensis is the source of this 2228-nucleotide messenger RNA. RefSeq names its product translation factor waclaw, mitochondrial (gene waw). Gene Ontology annotation, molecular function: GTP binding; mitochondrial ribosome binding; GTPase activity. Bases 54 to 2027 code for a protein of 657 amino acids. The record is from RefSeq and is a predicted model, not a curated record. Lineage: Eukaryota; Metazoa; Arthropoda; Insecta; Diptera; Drosophilidae. The transcript has 5 exons. Gene Ontology annotation, biological process: positive regulation of translation. Gene Ontology annotation, cellular component: mitochondrion.